CCCUUAAUCAUCAUCAUGAGCACAACAAGACUAGCUAUGGAAGGAAUUAAAGCAGCCAAGAGUGCCCUCCGCAAGGAAAUUGCGAAUAUCAUCUCGGGCCUCAGCCCUGAAGAGAAAGCCAGACAGUCUACUGCUGUUUUCCAGCAGUUGACAAAACUUCCCGAGUACGAGAGGAGUAGACGAGUCUCAUUGUACUUAAGUACUGAGGAUGAGAUUGACACAGUGAAGAUCCUGGAUGAUAUUUUUAAAAAAGGAAAGGAGGCGUUCGUACCCAGGUAUGUGGGGAACUCCAUGAGCAUGGUGAAGCUCAAGGACAUGGAGGACUACGAAAAAUUACCUCUGACCAAGUGGAAUAUUAAGCAACCUGCCAAGGGAGACAUCAGGGACGAUGCUUUGGAAACUGGCGGACUCGACCUAGUGAUUCUACCUGGAGUUGCUUUCACUAAAUCAGGUCACCGCUUGGGCCACGGGAUGGGUUACUACGAUAAAUUUCUUUGGAAAUGCUUCGAGGCACAAGAGAAAAAGCCUCAUUUAAUUGCUGUUGCAUUCAGCGAGCAAGUCAGGAAUACAAUUCCAAUCAACGACCAGGACGUUCGUCUCGACUUAAUAGUCACCGAAAAAAAAUGAGCUCAAACUCAAUUUAGAUGAAUACUCGAGGACUUAAUCUCUCUUUUGUACCAUAAACUCAAGGAAGUCAUAAUUUUCGUCAAUAAAUUAUUCUUCUCCAUAAAAAA
Molecule: messenger RNA, 734 nt
Organism: Fopius arisanus
Lineage: Eukaryota; Metazoa; Arthropoda; Insecta; Hymenoptera; Braconidae
Gene: Mthfs
Product: methenyltetrahydrofolate synthetase
Exons: 3
Coding region: 16-627 (203 amino acids)
Biological process (GO): tetrahydrofolate interconversion; folic acid-containing compound biosynthetic process
Cellular component (GO): mitochondrion
Molecular function (GO): 5-formyltetrahydrofolate cyclo-ligase activity
Source: RefSeq, a predicted model, not a curated record